Molecule: messenger RNA, 7575 nt
Organism: Labrus mixtus (cuckoo wrasse)
Lineage: Eukaryota; Metazoa; Chordata; Actinopteri; Labriformes; Labridae
Gene: ghra
Product: growth hormone receptor a
Exons: 10
Coding region: 369-2294 (641 amino acids)
Biological process (GO): cytokine-mediated signaling pathway
Cellular component (GO): membrane; external side of plasma membrane
Molecular function (GO): cytokine receptor activity; protein binding
Source: RefSeq, a predicted model, not a curated record
CACACACACACACAUACACACAUACACACACACACACACACACACACACACACACACACACACACACACACACACACACGCUCAGGCUCUGCCUCGGCUACGUAGUGUGUGUAGCCCCGAAAGAAGGCUUGAUGAUGAUCUGAGCAACAGAUCUAACAACACGAUUUGUAACGCAAAGCCACACAGACCGGAUCCAAUGCGUAGGUGAUGUGAAAACCCUGGUCGGAGCGAUCGAUCGUUCUGGGACGAGCACACUGAAAGCAGGACUUUUCACCGCCGCUGUGUGCUCCCGUUGGCCACCAGAUGAACAAGUUCUGAAAGUCGAGCCUCGCAGUUUUCAACACGAGAGUUCCCUUCACUUAAACAUCAUGGCUGUCUCGUCGUGCUCUCCAAAUCUCCUGCUCCUUCUCCUGGUUUCCUCCUUGGAUUGGCUGUCGGCUCCAGGAUCUGCCUUUCUCAUAGACCGGGACCCUCUGACAUCAUCAGCUUCCCUUGAACCACAUUUCACAGAGUGCAUAUCGAGGAACCAGGAGACGUUCCGGUGUUGGUGGAAUCCAGGGGACUUCCACAACCUGUCCUCACCUGGAGCACUCCGAGUCUUCUACCUUAAAAAAGACUCCUCCACCAGUGAAUGGAAAGAGUGUCCAGAGUACAUCCAUUCAAACAGGGAGUGCUUCUUCGAUGUGAACCACACUUCCAUUUGGAUCCCCUACUGCAUGCAGCUCCGCAGCCAAAACAAUAUCACCUACUUCAAUGAGGAUGACUGUUUCACUGUGGAGAACAUCGUACAUCCUGACCCCCCAGUGUCUCUAAACUGGACACUGCUGAAUAUAAGUCCCUCUGGACUAACCUAUGAUGUCAUGGUCAACUGGGAGCCCCCGCCCUCUGCUGAUGUUAGUACAGGCUGGAUGCGGCUAGUGUACGAGAUCCAGUACAGAGAGAAAAAUACCACUGGGAGCUGGGAAUCGUUGGAGACACAGCCGCACACCCAGCAGACAGUCUACGGCCUGCACAUAGGAAAAGAGUAUGAAGUGCACAUCCGUUGCAGGAUGCAGGCCUUCACUAAGUUUGGAGAAUUCAGUGACUCCGUCUUUGUUCUAGUGACUGAGAUACCCAACAAAGAGUCUACCUUCCCACUCUUGCUGGUGUUUGUUUUCGGGGUUGUGGGCAUCCUCGUCCUCAUCAUGCUCAUUAUAGUCUCCCAGCAGCACAGAAUAAUGAUGAUUCUUUUGCCACCCAUUCCUGCACCCAAAAUUAAAGGCAUUGAUCCUGAGCUGUUGAAGAAGGGGAAGCUGGUUGAGCUGAAUUUCAUCCUGAGUGGUGGAGGGAUGGGCGGCCUGCCGACGUACGCGCCCGACUUCUAUCAAGACGAGCCGUGGGUGGAGUUCAUCGAGGUGGAUGCUGAGGAUGCAGACGCUGGAGAGAAGGAGGACAACCAGGGCUCGGACACCCAGAGACUCCUCGGCGUGCACCAGCCCGUCGGCCACCACAUGAACAUCGGGUGCUCCAAUACCAUCGGCUUCCCCGAUGACGACUCAGGCCGGGCCAGCUGUUACGAUCCAGAUCUACCGGAACAAGACGCACUUUUGCUGAUGACCACCCUGCUGCCAGGCCAACCGGAGGACGGGGAUUCCUCCUUCGAUAUUGUGGAAAGAGCCACAGCCCCAGAGAGAGGCGGCAGACCCCUGGACCAAACCCAGACUGGAGCGUCGCAGACUUGGGUCAACACAGACUUCUACGCCCAGGUCAGCAACGUGAUGCCCUCUGGAGGCGUGGUGCUGUCUCCUGGCCAGCAUCUCCGCAUCCAAGAGAGCGGCCUGGUCACCGAAGAGGAGACACACAAGAAGGGAAAAGAGAACAAAGGAGGGGAGGAAACUGAAGAGAAAAAUCCGAAGGAGCUGCAGUUUCAGCUGCUGCUGGUGGAUCCUGAAGGAAGUGGCUACACCUCGGAUAGCAGCAACCGGCAGAUCAACACUCCCCCCAGCUCCCCAGCACCUGGCGAGGGGUAUCAAACCAUACACCCUCAGCUGGUGGAGACCAAACCUGCCGCAACAGCAGAGGGAAAUCAAUCCCCUUACAUUCUUCCUGACUCUCCCCAAUGCCCGUUCUUCGCCCCUGUUGCGGACUACACAGUGGUGCAGGAAAUGGACAGCGAGCACAGUCUGCUCCUUAACCCUCCUCCUCCCCGCCAGUCUCCCCCACCCUCCCUAACACAACAGCACCCACUCAAGGCUCUACCCUCUAUGCCUGUCGGGUACAUCACCCCAGACCUGCUGGGGAACCUCACACCCUGAAAUGACAAUGCCGUUUAAAGGCCUUUUGAGGUGAAAGAUUGUUUGAGCAGGGAAUUUCCCCUGCUUUCAAAGAGCUUGUUUCUAACUGAUUCCUAAUAAUGGAAAACCCCCCAAAAAAAACUUGUCGCACACCGCACGCAGGCAGUGUACAUGUGAUUCGGUUCCGAGGGAGCUGAAAGGGAGAUGUGACCAGCUGUGUUUUUUUGACUCUUUAACUUCUGCAUAAUCAGUCAAUUUGAUGCAGAGGUGGAACAAAGCGAAACUUCACUAUCCACAUUUUUCUUCUGACAUCAAUGCACACAAAUGAAAGCUUGUGACUAUGCAUGAGUAAAAUACAUUGCAUCAUAUCUCUGUCUAAUCAUGUUGGAUAAGUACAGAAGCCCUAAGUGGACAUGCCUUCAUACUUUUUAAGUCACUAUACUCCAUUUUCCCGUGAUCAUAACUUUCUGUUUGUUGUUUGAAAUCUAAUUUUUCUCCUUUUCUCGGACAGCAUGGCUGUUAUAUUCCCCAUUAUAAGAGCUUAUUUGAUCUCAUUAUCUCAAGAUAACAAAGCUUGUUUUCUUGAGUUGAGGGUCAUUUUUUUUGGGCAAUCUAGAAAACAAAACAACAGGCUGGUCAUGGAGACAAGCCAGACCAUGACAUGCUGCCAUUACCGACACUAAUGAGGUUAAUUAAGCCGAUUUCUUUGUUCAUUUUGUGCAUUUGCAACUCUGGGGAUAUGAGAUCUGGAGACCACUACCAGAAAUGAGUCAUUAUCGCAGGGAUAUGGAGUAAAUAAAAUGUAAGGAUGCAUGUCCUCUUAGGGCUUUGGUAGAUAUAUAAGAGCAGUGAUUUGUUGAAGUCUUAAUCUAGCUGAGAGAUGUCAUGUAUGAUCGAUUGGGACAAGCACAAGCACAAACUAGUCAUGUUUUGAACGCCCCACCAAGACAAACUCAUCGCUGUCGGAUGUUUUUUUUUUUCUUUUCUAUCCUGAGAAUUUCUCAUCUUAUAAGAAGGUCAUUAGAGAUAUAUUUUUAUACAAAACAUACAUUAACUUUCAGAACGAUCCACCUUUCAAUUUAAGUCUCAAAAUGGGAACUAUGCAGUUUAUCAAUGCAUUCCUGGCCUCGAUUUGUUUAAUUGUAUUCAUGCUUUAGUUAUUGCAAAUUGGCCAAACUUGAACUUCAUCAUGUAAAUAUGUUUUUUUCCCCCUACAGCCACAAUAUAGUAAAACAAAACGAAAACUAUGAAAUGGACAUGCACUUACAAAGAGUUAUGAAUCAUUGGGAUGAAAUAAUGAUUGUCAUUAUAUCUCUUUGCUGUCCAAGAAGCUCAUUGAUUUGCAUUCUGGGAAAUAAAGCUACACAUUAACUGUAACAGAAGUGAUGAAUUAAAGGGAAAUACAACAUUCCUGCAAUGCAUUAAAUAAUACAGAUUUAUUCUGUACGUCCAAGCAUGAUACUUUAAUCAACCCAGGGUUUAUUUCUUCUCAUUUGAUGUUGACAGAACAUGUCGCUCACUGUGCUCAAACAUCACUAAGAGGAAUGAGUUAUUCAGAUGAACUCAGAGCCGAGAGAGAGAGAGAGAGAGAGAGAGAGCUGCUCAGUACAAACUGUGCGGUAGAACACUAUAAGUGCCUAGCUUUAGGGUAUGAUUAUGUCGUUAUUCAGCUAGUUGGGCUAGAAUCAAAGGGACUCACCCAGCCGGCAGGUAUUAUAUUUCAUCCUAUGGCAGCAGCCAAAUCUCACCUUUGAAACCAGCAAUCAUUCAUAAUCUGUCAUUUGAACAGAGAAUGUAGAAAGCUAGCCAGCUGCUUUGGACGUGUAUUCUUCUCAUGUUUCGCUGAUUUUGCAGCAGCAACUGGAACAAAUUCAAACCUGGGAAAAGUAUGUAAUUAGCUCACAUUUUAUCUGCUAAGUACAACGUGUUAACAACUUGUGCCUCUGAUCAUGUAAUUGGAGCUGGGUUUAUUUGUCCAAGUAUGCCCACGUAUCUAGAGUUCUCACAUUUAUGUAUCAGUGUUUCCCACAGAAUGACGAGGUACCUGGGCGCUGGAGUUGGCAGGGGAUUGACAUACUUUGUUGUCCCCUCUAAAUUAAUUUCGUUUUUGCAACAAACAACCUAAAUCUGCUCAAUUUAUCACCGUACGCACACAGACACAAAACUGUUGGUUUUGCUGUGCCUUAUCUGUCCGAAGGAGUUGAGAAGGAUUAUUAUUAUUAUUUUUAAAACAGGAGUUUUGUUAUGUUGCACGGAGCCGUAAAGUCCUUGUGCGCUCUAUCUCUCUUGCGCGUGCGCACACAGCAAUUUUAUGAGUAAAUGAAAAAUUAAAUAAAAACAGGUUGGAAAUAUACUUGGAGUCGUUAAUAUACUUAGGCGGCCUGCCCAGGUAUCGUCUAUGUGUGGGAAACACUGUAUUGCUGUAGUUGAGUCGGUGUCGAGUGUCUCUGUUCGUUGAUUCAGUCAGCCAAAAAAAGCCUGUGCAUGCUCCAACACUAAAAGGUGUGCACACAAACACGCUCACUACAUUAUUACAUUUUCUUAGUUCAAACCAUAGACUGUAGGUUCAAACAUAAUUAAGCCUUCCUGAAGCUUUUACGAUAAAAUAGUUACGAGGUUAAAACAUUUUCAGAGACCAAUCAACUGUAAUUUACACUUCUACGAUCAUGGUCAUAAAGCUGACCAUCGUUCUCAAACCAAAAGUGGCGAUCAGGGAAAGCGGCAAAAGACUUUUUAGUUGCAAGAUAUGCAACAAUUAUGAACUUAGAUGUAUUUUUUUAAAGUUAAUGUUCCCUAUACUUUUCUUAGAUGAACUCAAAUACGGACAUAUGUUUAGUCACUAGUUUAGUCACAUUAGCUCAAAGUGUAACCUCAGCGGUGGUUAAUUGACAGUGUAAGCUUUUUAUAAUGGCCUAUAGGGGGAGAGAAAAGAAGAGGAGACCUUUUGUAAAGGUUUUAGUCUCCUCUUUGUUUUUUAUCUUCUGAAUCCUUAGAAAACGAUUUGACAAUAUGCCUGUGACAAGCACAGCAGCAUGGCGUGCUGCGUACAAUAAGCUAUCUUACCAUAAGCCAAUAGAGGUUUUUAUCGUAAAACACACACAAUGCAUUUCAUUUCCACAAUGUCUAUGAAUGGGUUCGACGCUCUGUUGUUGUUGUUGUUGUUGUUGUUGUUGUUGUUGUUGUUGUAUAGCGUCAUUGUGGGCCCAUCUCAACGUAAACAAAACAUCCUUCUCUGUGAAAAAGUAAACGUCCUGCUUUUAAAUUGUGUUCUUUUGGAAUCAAAGGAGCGCAGAAUAGCCGACUAUUGACUCAGAUAGAAAAGGUAUUUUUGUAUCCGACAAUCUCACAAUGUAGAGAGACAAAGCAAGAGCCUUAAUACGACAAUUCUUUCAAAUGUGAAUAUGAUAAAUAUGUGCCAUUACUCUCGCUUUCUCUCUUUCUCCGGGAAAAAGAGCUCAGUGUUCUGUCGUUGCUGCCUUGUGUGCUGAUGAUACCAGCAAUGGAUGCUGUUGCAAAAUGUCUUAAUAUAUAAAUAGUGCUGUAAAACAAAUGACAGGAAUAUGUAUAUUUUUAUGUCAUUAAUGUUACUAAUCACAAUAUAUUGCUGCUCGGUACUUGUAAUUUUUUUUCCUGCAUUCAGCUGUACUGUGAGGGGAAAGGAUUUAUGUUUGUGAUAACUGCAGAUUUGAUGAGAAUGAUUUUCUGAAAACGGGAGGCACGAGGUGACAUGAUUUGGUUUCAGCUAUCAGUAGCAAUUCCAGCCGCAACAACGUCACUCUUCUGAAACUUUUACAGUGUUUACACCCAUCCAAAGAUCCGCAGAAGUGCUCUGUGUGUACACAUGAAGGAAGGUCAGAUAUUGGAUAAAGCACUGUCCAGGCUCUGUUUCAGUUGUACCGUUGUGAUUGUGAAUAUGUGAAAACUGGAAUAUGCAAUGUAAUUAUACUAUUAAGGAAAAAUGGGGAAAAAGUUAAACCCAUGGACGUGUUUUUUAUUUUUAUUUCUAAGGUUAUAGUGAGGGAAAUAAUUUGUGUUUGUCUGUUCAUGCUAACUGUACAGGUUUUUACUUCAUCGUGUUUUUUUUCAAAUGUUCUGUCAGUCCACAGUGAGCUCAUUCUUACAGUAGUGUAAAAGUUUGCAGCUGUAAUUUCUAGCUUUUAAAUGUUACAGACACUUUAGAGCAAGCACUUUGUACCCAUAUCGGAUGUCUCAAGUAGUGUUCAGAUUUUUUUUUUUUAUCUUGGGCUCAAUCAAGUCGAAACUGUUGCCAUAGAAACAGCAUUAUGUUCUGUACUCAGCACAAUUGUCACAAAAUGAGGAACCGUCAAUAUCAAUAAGCUUUUGUUCUACAGAGUUUAUGUUUGUAGGAUGUGUUUUACACUACCAGAUCGAUAGGAUGAUGUACUGUAAUGGAGUUUUUUUGUUUGCUAUAAGAUUAAUGGAUAUAGAUAUAGAGUCUUUUAUGAAGUCAUAUGGAAUUAUAGGCAGGAGUGAAUAUGGUUAAAACUGUAACUCUGAACUCUUUACAAUGUUUCUGCUUUGCCAUGUGAGCAUUUCAUUAUUAAAAAAAAAAAGUGCAUUCAAAGGGGGGCUACAUAUUUUUAUAAUGAUGUCUUUUGCCCUCCUAUUUCUCGAUGAUGUGUCGAUUCCAGGCUGGAUUUUGUCGCUCUUUAAUGCCUGGAAGUAAUUUUGAGUGCUGGAAUUUGUGCGCUUUGCUACUUUUUAUCUUACACAAAGAGCCAGACAUUUCUCAGCUUGUUUUUUUUUUUUGGGGGGGGGAUAGUAGUUUAAUUAUGGACUUUAGUAUAGAAUUUAAACCCUGGUUAUUUUUUUAUGAUCAAGUUCAGUGGCUCCGCUCUGUAGCUCUAUUCAUUCAUGUUAUUUAUUUGUCUGCUCCCAGCCCUCAGAUCACCCCUCCACCUUAAAUGACACCAGAAGAUGAGGCAGCGUGAGUAAUGUUUGUGCUGGUAUUCUCCACAAUGUGUCAUCCAGACUCAUAAAAGUAGAAAUAUUCCACAUGUCAGAGUUGGCCACAAGUGUUAGAAAAGUGGAGCAUAAUUUAUCAACUUGUAUUGGCUUCAUUAAAUUAAGUGGCCUUGCUCCAUUACAGUCAUAUUUCCAGUAACCUCUGGACCCUGGAGCCACUGUCCUUCUAUGCUGGUUGCUGGCUUUUUUUUUCAAGGCCAAGAACUGUUGAUUUUUAAUGAUUAGAUAUUUUCCUCUUAACCAGGUGAGCCUUUCUGGUGUUGUAUGUGCGAUCAAAAAGCUUUCAGCAAGUUACACAAUAAAUGUAUAUACAGCA